Molecule: messenger RNA, 1450 nt
Organism: Gekko japonicus
Lineage: Eukaryota; Metazoa; Chordata; Lepidosauria; Squamata; Gekkonidae
Gene: MYOD1
Product: myogenic differentiation 1
Exons: 3
Coding region: 207-1085 (292 amino acids)
Biological process (GO): muscle organ development; regulation of transcription by RNA polymerase II; positive regulation of myoblast differentiation
Molecular function (GO): protein dimerization activity; RNA polymerase II cis-regulatory region sequence-specific DNA binding; DNA-binding transcription factor activity, RNA polymerase II-specific
Source: RefSeq, a predicted model, not a curated record
CCCACGAGGCGCGCGAGGUGGAUGGCACCGGGGAAGGGGGGCAGGCAUCUCUCCCCCAUGGCAGGCGGGACUGGGGGAAGCGGGACGGUGCAGCCGCCGCCCCCGGGGCUGUGAAUGAAGAAGCCCUUCGGCCGCCGGCGCUGCUGACUUCUGCCGGAGGGGAAAGCCCAACUGCCGCGCGGCGGGGGAGCCCUUCGGCCGCCCCCAUGGACGCGCUGGGCCACAUGGAGAUCCCCGAGGGCUCCCUCUGCUCCCUCUCGGCCGCCGACGACUUCUACGACGACCCCUGCUUCAACACCAGCGACAUGCACUUCUUCGAGGACCUGGACCCGCGGCUGGUGCACGUGGGGGGCCUGCUGAAGGCCGGCGACGAGCACGGCCACCACCACCACCACGAGGACGAGCACGUCCGGGCGCCCAGCGGGCACCACCAGGCCGGCCGCUGCCUCCUCUGGGCCUGCAAGGCCUGCAAGCGGAAGACCACCAACGCCGACCGCCGCAAGGCCGCCACCAUGCGGGAGCGGCGGCGGCUGAGCAAGGUCAACGAGGCCUUCGAGACGCUCAAGCGCUGCACCUCCGCCAACCCCAACCAGCGCCUGCCCAAGGUGGAGAUCCUGCGCAACGCCAUCCGCUACAUCGAGAGCCUCCAGGCCCUGCUGCGGGAGCAAGAGGACGGCUACUACCCCGCGCUGGAGCACUACAGCGGCGACUCCGACGCCUCCAGCCCCCGCUCCAAUUGCUCCGACGGCAUGCUGGAUUACAGUGGACCUCCUUGCAGCUCUCGCAGAAGGAAUAGCUAUGAUAGCAGUUACUAUACAGAAACACUAAGUGAUGCAAAGCAAGGGAAGAGUUCGGUUGUUUCCAGCCUAGAUUGCUUAUCAAGCAUUGUGGAGAGGAUUUCUACGGACACCUGUCCCACCCUACCCCCAGUUGAAAGUGGAACCGAGGGGAGCCUUUGUUCACUCCAAGAAGGGGCCAGCCUGAGCAACACUGGAGCCCAAAUCCCUUCCCCGACUACCUGUCCUCAGCUCUCUCAGGACACUACCAGCAACAGUGCCAACAAUCCAAUUUACCAAGUGCUAUAAAGCCGCAGUAGACAACUAUUGUGACGUUGGCUCAGAGGCAGCCACCAAAUCAACUGAAACCUGCCUUUGAAGGACUGGGGAAGAAAAAGACAAUGCCGUGUUCUUUUAACCACUUUUAAAAAUGUAUCUAAUAAUUCCUAAUUUCAAGCUUGUAUUACUUUUAAAUACACUUAUUUAUUGGUUAUAAACGAAAGCUAUUUAAUUUGUAUAGAAGGCAACAGUACAUGUACCAUGAAAUGGCCAAUGUUUAAUCUGUGCUUUGAAAAAAAAAAGGGGGGGAACCUUAUUCUUGAGGGUCAACCUGAGAUCCUUUGGAAAUAAAGUUAAAUACAGUCCCGCACACACUUUAGCCGUUUCAAUUCUAU